Lindgomyces ingoldianus is the source of this 902-nucleotide messenger RNA. RefSeq lists its product as uncharacterized. Gene Ontology annotation, cellular component: membrane raft; Ragulator complex; late endosome membrane. NCBI's taxonomy places the organism in Eukaryota, Fungi, Ascomycota, Dothideomycetes, Pleosporales, Lindgomycetaceae. Gene Ontology annotation, biological process: lysosome organization; positive regulation of TOR signaling; cellular response to amino acid stimulus. The transcript has 3 exons. Bases 95 to 589 code for a protein of 164 amino acids. The record is from RefSeq and is a predicted model, not a curated record.
CUCAUUUCAUCAUAACAAAACAUGCCCAGCGGCCCGCAUUCCCUCAUGCGCACGCAAGCACCGCUGUACUAGUCACUCCCCCUCUACACAUUCCAUGGGCAUCUGCUCUUCCUGUUUAGGCCUGAGGCGGCGGCCCUCAGACAGCCUGCGCUCCGACAGCUCGCACCUACUGGGCGACCCGUAUCAACCGCAUUAUGGCAGCAUCAACGGCCCUGGCUCCCACGGCGGCCCCCAGCUGGACCCAGAGGAGAUAAGACGCCAGCGAGACGCGCUGGAGCGAAUUUGUGCGCAGACGUCCGGCAAAUUAAUUCACGUCUCACAAGCGACCUACACAGAGGACGGAUCUAAGAUGGCCUCGGAAUACCCUCGCCUAUUCAACGAGCGCUUCCCUCCGUCGAAGGCUCAAUCAAGCCGUCCAUCCUCGGCAGACGCGAGCGCCGACGAAGACGAAGCGACCUGGCUGGAACACGUGAUUGGAAACACCGCAGAGACCGAGGGCAGCUGGGAGCGGGUGGAGCCCAUCGAGUCUGGAGCUCUCACCAUUCACUUUGGCGAAGCUCCUGGGUCCGACAGGCGGCAGGUGCGGUAACCAGCCUUGAGUGGUGCUCUGUCCUAGCGGGCAGUUGCAUAUUUUUUCAUUACUUGAUUCGGCAUGCCUUAAUACUGGGCCAUUGUGAUACCCACAUUACUUUACUUCGUCUCCUUUUGUCAUGUCUUGGGUGUUCAGAUUUUUUUUGUUGUCUGUACAUUUCCGGAGUUCUUGGCUAGCCUCAUCUAGCUAGCUUCAAUGACACAGUCCAUUUGGCUCCCCAUAUUCUUACUGCAUCUUGUCACCUGGCCUGGAACAUGGCAGGGCAUUUUGCAUUAGAAAGGGGCAUCCUGCUGACGCUCUCCCUGAUUUC